AUGCUACACACAUUAAAGCAGAUAUUUUCUGGGCUAUUGUAUCAUACCUGGACAGUAUUCCUGUUUACGAAGUCAAACUUCAAAGAUGCUGUCAUGCCCCUCACUGCACUCGGUAUCUUUUCUGAUCCACCAGCCACGUUCACACAUGUGUUGCACACCGCUUUCUGGAGUUGGUUCCUUACCUUCCAACACAACAUUGCUAAUCAAAUUCUUCACCCCGAGGAGGACGAACAUAACAAACCAUUUCGGCCCAUUCCUGCAAAGCGCAUCACGCUGAAGAACGCACGCAUCCUUCGUUGGGUCCUCGUACCUGCGUGCCUUGCGCUCUCCGCAUAUUAUAGCGUGGAGGUGCUUUACCAGUGCAUCCCUAUAUGCAUCCUCUUCUUCGCCUACAACGACUUGGACCUUAAUAACCAUUGGUUUCUGCGAAACGCUAUACUUGCAGCAGAGCAGUGGUUCUUUGGGAUUGGUGUUUGUCUCAUUGCUGGUACCAACCGCCACGAAUUGGACAACGUUAGCAAACUGUCCUCGUUCCUCAGUAUGUUGAUGCUUGCGACUACAUUCCACGCGCAGGAUUUCAGAGAUACGGUCGGGGACAAACUUGUCGGACGCAAGACAAUCCCUAUCGUUUGGCCCAGAGCCUCUCGCCCUACACUUCUGCUCAUCCUGCUCGCCUGGUCCUCUGCGUUGUGCGUGAUAUGGAAGGUUGCAUUGAUCCCUGCUUUGGCGUAUCAUUUGCUGGCUUUGGCUGUUGGAUGCGCGUACUUGACGUUCCCAAGCAGUAAAGCGGACGAUUGGAGUUACUUUUUGUACAACGUUUGGUUGUCAGUCGGAUAUGCAGGCCCUGCAUACUACCGCCUCGUGGCGGCCAAGCAAGCUCCAUUUGCAUACGAGUAA
Fomitiporia mediterranea MF3/22 is the source of this 897-nucleotide messenger RNA. RefSeq lists its product as uncharacterized. The transcript is spliced from 4 exons. NCBI's taxonomy places the organism in Eukaryota, Fungi, Basidiomycota, Agaricomycetes, Hymenochaetales, Hymenochaetaceae. Gene Ontology annotation, cellular component: membrane. Gene Ontology annotation, molecular function: transferase activity, transferring alkyl or aryl (other than methyl) groups. Bases 1 to 897 code for a protein of 298 amino acids. The record is from RefSeq and is a predicted model, not a curated record.